UUUCCAAGUUCCAACUACCCCGAGUGCUAUUCCUUUCUCAGAGCAAACCUUCUCGUUUUCUCUCGUUAGUCGCGUUAGUCUUUUUUCUGAAGAAUUCCAAUGGCACCUAGAGCGGAAAAGAAGCCUGCUGAGAAGAAACCCGCCGCUGAAAAGCCAGCGGAGGAGAAGAAAGCAGAGAAAGCUCCAGCGGAAAAGAAGCCGAGGGCGGAGAAGAGGCUGCCUAAGGAAGGCGGUGCUGCUGAUAAGAAGAAGAAGCGCGUGAAGAAGGGAACUGAAACUUACAAGAUAUACAUCUUCAAGGUCCUAAAGCAAGUUCACCCUGACAUCGGGAUCUCCAGCAAGGCCAUGGGCAUCAUGAACAGUUUCAUCAACGAUAUCUUCGAGAAGCUAGCACAAGAGGCCUCAAAACUCGCUCGGUACAACAAGAAACCCACCAUAACCUCUCGGGAGAUUCAAACCUCUGUCCGUCUUGUUCUUCCCGGAGAAUUAGCGAAACACGCCGUCUCCGAGGGUACCAAGGCUGUUACCAAAUUUACAAGUUCUUGAAUGAUGGAUGCUUGUUUAGUUUGUUCGCCUCUGAAAAUAAUUAGGGUUAGGGUUUUUGUUUCUGUCUUUUUUGUUCUCCUUCCAACCUUUCUAGACUUGAAGGUUUUUUGGAUGUAAUAUACAGAUAUUUUCUCUGGAAAUGAUACAUCUAAUGGUAGGAAUGCUUGUGUGAUA
Macadamia integrifolia is the source of this 720-nucleotide messenger RNA. Its product is annotated as histone H2B.11-like. Lineage: Eukaryota; Viridiplantae; Streptophyta; Magnoliopsida; Proteales; Proteaceae. Gene Ontology annotation, molecular function: structural constituent of chromatin; protein heterodimerization activity; DNA binding. Gene Ontology annotation, cellular component: nucleosome. The record is from RefSeq and is a predicted model, not a curated record. Bases 100 to 546 code for a protein of 148 amino acids. Gene Ontology annotation, biological process: nucleosome assembly. The transcript has a single exon.